This is a messenger RNA of Dermatophagoides pteronyssinus (European house dust mite), 2540 nucleotides long. It is a transcript of the gene GlyRS, whose product is annotated as glycine--tRNA ligase. Gene Ontology annotation, biological process: mitochondrial glycyl-tRNA aminoacylation. Gene Ontology annotation, cellular component: mitochondrion; cytoplasm. Gene Ontology annotation, molecular function: ATP binding; glycine-tRNA ligase activity. The record is from RefSeq and is a predicted model, not a curated record. Lineage: Eukaryota; Metazoa; Arthropoda; Arachnida; Sarcoptiformes; Pyroglyphidae.
UUUUUUGUUUGUUGAAAAAAUAAGGAAUUAUACCGACGCUCACAGACGAAAAAGAGUUUAAACAAGUUUUUCUUCCUUUUUGAAGCUUUUGUUGUGGUUGAAUCGAAUGUUCGAAUCAACUUCGACAAUUGUCGUCCAUAAUCAUUUUCGUAGUUCAACUCUUUUAAAUUUUAGAAAAAAUUAUCCAUUGUUAUUCGGUGGCCGAUUGUUUAUGUCGAGUCGUAUCAUUAGUGUCGUUGCUCGUAGAUUAUUAUCAUCAUCAUCGUCAUUGAAAAAUAAAAACAACAAAAACAUCAGCAACAAUAAAGUUCCAACUGAUUGGGGAUAUAAAAAAAUCAAUAAAUAUAAACCAUUGUUUGUUGAAAAAAUUAUGGCCGAAUUAGAUCCGAAAAUUGCUUCGCAACUUGAACCAUUCCGUCAAUCGGUAAAAGAACAAGGUGACAUUGUUCGUCAGCUUAAAAGUGAAAAUGCACCCGAAUUGGAUGUUAAAAAAGCUGUAGCCGAAUUGAAAAAUCGUAAACGGCUUUUGGAAGAAAAAACUUUAGAACUAGCACCACCUGAUGCUGGAUUUGAACGUACCAAAAUGGAAGAUCUAAUUAAACGUCGUUUCUUUUUUGAUAAUUCAUUUGCUAUUUAUGGUGGUAUUACCGGGCAAUUUGAUUUUGGACCAAUGGGUUGUUCGGUCAAAAACAAUAUGAUUGAUUUAUGGAGAAAACAUUUUGUUCUGCAAGAACAAAUGUUGGAAGUUGAUUGUACUGUUUUAACACCGGAACCAGUAUUGAAAGCAUCCGGACAUGUUGAACGUUUUGCUGAUUUAAUGGUUAAAGAUUUGGUUACUGGUGAAUGUUUUCGUUUGGAUCAUUUGAUUAAAGCUCAUUUGGAAAAAUUAUCAUCAAAUCCAAAAACUUCUGAAGAGAUUCGACAAGAAUGUCAAACUAUUGUUACGAAAUUGGAUGGUUUCAAUAAAGAUCAGAUGAAUGAAAUUUUAAAAAAAUUUAAAAUCAAAUCACCACUUACCGGUAAUGAUCUAACCGAAGCUAUUGAAUUUAAUCUUAUGUUUUCAACAAUGAUUGGACCAUCUGGCCAGGUGAAAGGUUUUCUUCGACCCGAAACAGCACAAGGAAUUUUUGUCAAUUUUAAACGUUUAUUAGAAUUUAAUCAACGAAGAUUACCAUUUGCAGCUGCCCAAGUUGGUAAUGCAUUUCGUAAUGAAAUUAGUCCACGUUCUGGUCUUAUUCGUGUUCGUGAAUUUACAUUGGCUGAAAUUGAACAUUUUGUUGAUCCAUCGAAUAAAAGUCAUCCAAAAUAUGAUACUAUUGCUGAUUUACAAUUGAAUCUUUAUACAGCAUGUAAUCAAAUGGAUGGUAAAUCAAGUGAAUUAAUACGAAUUGGUGAUGCUGUUGAUAGGAAAAUUAUUGCCAAUGAAACAUUAGCAUAUUUUAUUGGUCGUAUUUAUUUGUUUAUGGUAAAAAUUGGUAUCGAUCAACGAAAACUUCGAUUUCGUCAACAUAUGGAUAAUGAAAUGGCACAUUAUGCAACUGAUUGUUGGGAUGCUGAAUGUUUAACAUCGUAUGGUUGGGUUGAAUGUGUUGGUUGUGCUGAUCGUUCAUGUUUUGAUCUAUUACAACAUACAAAAGCAACUAAUGUUAAAUUGGUUGCGGAAAAAGAUCUACCGGAACCUAAAAUGAUUAAUGUUGUUGAAAUAGUUCCGAAUAAAGGUUUGAUGGGUAAACAUUUUAAAUCGAAUGCACAAAAAGUAAUACAACGAUUAAAUGUUUUGAAUGAAAAUGAAAUCAAACAAAUUGAAGAGGAAUUGAAUGCAAAAAAUGAAUUUAUUUUGGAUUUAGAUAAAGAAAAUCAAGUGACAAUAACCAAAGAAAUGAUAACAAUCAAAAGAUAUGAGAAAAAAAUUCAUGUUGAAGAAUUUACACCGGGCGUUAUUGAACCAUCAUUCGGUAUUGGUCGUAUAAUGCAUACAUUAUUUGAACAUAAUUUUCGUAUCCGUCAAGAUGAUGAACAACGAACAUAUUUUGCAUUACCGGCUAUUGUUUGUCCAAUUAAAUGUUCAUUAUUACCAUUAAGUAAUCAUCAAUCAUUAAAAUCGUAUGUUACGGAAAUUUCAAAACAAUUAUCAUCAGCAGAUAUUUCAUUUAAAUUUGAUGAUACUGGAUCGAUUGGUAAACGUUAUGCACGAACUGAUGAAAUAUCAAUACCAUUUGCUAUUACGAUUGAUUUUGAUAGUUUGAAUGAUAAAAUGGUUACAUUAAGAGAACGUGAUUCAACCGAACAAAUUCGCUUGCCAAUAGCUGAUGUAGUUAAUAUUGUUAAAGAAUUAUCAAUGAAUAUUCGUCAAUGGGAUGAUGUUCGUAAUCAAUAUGGAAUAUUUGAUCCUACACAAAGUUCUUCCGAGCCGCCACCACAAUAGCAUCAAUUAAUCGAUUGUGUUUGUCAUAAAAAUUUAUCAAUAUCGAUAUAAACAAUUGAUUGUAAUCGUUUAUCAUUUUCUAAAUUAUGAAUUAGAUUUUGUAAUUGUUGCAAUC